Columba livia (rock pigeon) is the source of this 2087-nucleotide messenger RNA. RefSeq names its product BPI fold-containing family B member 4-like. The coding region runs from base 110 to 1339 and encodes 409 amino acids. NCBI's taxonomy places the organism in Eukaryota, Metazoa, Chordata, Aves, Columbiformes, Columbidae. The transcript has 12 exons. Gene Ontology annotation, molecular function: lipid binding. The record is from RefSeq and is a predicted model, not a curated record.
CUUUCCUGGUUCCUGCCACUGGGUAUAUAAGAGCUGCUCCCACAGCGCCCGGGGACACCGUGAGCAGCUGCACCAGCACAUCAAAGGGCUCCAGGUGCUGGGUCAGGAGAUGUUGCCCUUGUGGUGUCUCGUCCUUCUUGGGGGCCUCCUCAACCUGGGCAGUGCCCUUGGGCUGAGCCCUGUGCAACCCAGUGAUGGUCUGCUUGGUACUGGUCUUCUCGGCAGUGAAGGUCUCGUCAGCAACAAAGGUGGAUUGCUUGGCACAGGCCUUCUAGGUGAAGGUGGCCUGCUUGGUACCGGCCUCCUGGGCAGGGGCAGUCCAAGUGGAGAAGAAAGUGGAGGUCCCCUUGGUGCAGGAGAACAGUCCAGCAGCUCUGGGAUCCUUGGCACAGGCCUCCUAGGAGGACAACCUGGCAGCAGCGGUCUGCUCGGCACAGGCAUCCUUGGUGGGGAAAGCCUUGGUAAUGGCCUUCUUGGCAAUGGCCUCCUCAGCAAUAAAAGCCUUCUUGGAGAUAAAGGUCUGCUUGGCACAGGCAUCCUUGGUGGGGAAAGCCUUGGCAAUGGUCUUCUUGGCAAUGGCCUCCUUGGCAAUACAAGCCUUCUUGGAGAGAAAGGUCUGCUCGGCACAGGGCUGCUUGGAAAAGGAGGUCUCCUAGGCAAUGGAAGUAUGCUUGAUCUUGAUGGUCUUCUGGGUGGAGGAGGACUCCUAGGUGGAGAACUGCUGGGUGGAGGAGGACUCCUAGGUGGAGGACUGCUGAGUAAUGGGAUCCCUCACAAGUCAACACACUUGGCCUGGUUGAAGGCACUGAACCUCGAGAAUGUCAGAGUGUCAUGGCAGAUCCUCAGUGGGCGUGAGCUCGUGCUGAAGCUGUACUCGAAGCUGGUGCUGCGCUUGCCAGGGAUUUUUCACUUUCUGAGCGGAUCCUCGGUAGAAACGAACAUCACGUCCCACAUCGCCCUGACCCAGGACACCCCCGGGGACCUCAAGUUCAUGGUUAAGGAUUGCAGCAACCUGCUUGGUGGCUUCAGGGUCAACCUGCGCCCGGGCCUCUUCACCAACCUGGUGAGCCGGUUGCUGAACUCCUCUCUGCAGACCCUCGUGCCUGCACUGCUUUGCCCAUUAGUGAAUAUUUGGGUCAGCAUCAUCAAUAUUAAGCUACAGUUCCUCAACCGUCUCAUCCCCUUUGGGCUCCUGGGGAAGAUCCACUCGGCUCUCUCCAGUUUGCCGCUGACGUCUGGGCAGUACGUGGAGCUGGAUUUGCAGCGUUCCCCAUUCCCAGGCGCCUUCAUCGACUGGCUCCUGCAAAUUGCAGGAGUCGACCCCGGGAGUGCUGAGUAGCUGCGGGAGUGGCAGCGCCGUGGGGUGUCCUGGUGGCAACUGCCCCCGUAUCACCCUGAGGAGGAGCAGGGAUGGGAGGAAGAUGACUUGAUGCCUGCAGAAUAGACAUGAAAACGGAGGAACCCCACCAAGAAAAUACACUAUAUUUUCCUGCUUUGUAUUUCAGCCUUACCACACUUUGGUGUCUCUGUUCAGUCCAGGGUUAGCCGUGCCAAUGGUCAGCUGUGCCAAUGGUUAGCUGUGCCCCCUGCCCUUCCAGCUGUCCUGGCCAUGAGCUGCUUGUCACCGCAGUCACUGACAGAGCCACCCCCACUCCUCUGGUCACACGCACCCCAGUUUCACGCUGGACCAGGACAUCCCCACAUCCUGGUUUGUGCCCCUACGGCCGCCCCACUGGGACUGAGUUUGCACCAACUUCCCGGGAGGGGCAGAAAGAAAAGGAACAAUCGCUGCUGAAAUGUGAACACUCUGUGUUUGCUCUCCUGCUUCUGCUUGAUUAGCUGACUAUUUCAAAAGGAAAUGUUGCUGUUUGUAGUGAUUUCAUACUGUUAGAAGGCAAAGGCAGCCUACAAUCUAAUCCAAACAUGUACUUGGCUGAUAUGUUCCCAACCAGUUAUGCUUUGAACUGAUCACAGUGAACGCUAUCCUGUCGUGUAAUCUCCAAGUGGAUUUGUCUGUGUUGUGGGUGAGGCGGAUUCACGUCCCUUCUGUUGCUUCUUACAAUAAAAAGGAUUUUUCUUCAUCUGCA